Molecule: messenger RNA, 662 nt
Organism: Zophobas morio
Lineage: Eukaryota; Metazoa; Arthropoda; Insecta; Coleoptera; Tenebrionidae
Exons: 2
Coding region: 213-662 (149 amino acids)
Source: RefSeq, a predicted model, not a curated record
AUGGUUAUGAUCAGGUGUUCUUUCGGUUUAUGUUGUAAGCGUUGUUAAGCUGUGUACCGGUUCGUGGAUUUAGAACUUUCAAAUUUUAAUUAACACUUAACACUUUUGUUUAACAAGAUGUGCAACAUUUGCAUUUUGUCGUUGUGUCGUUCUAAUUUCGUUAUGAUAUUCAACGUCCGUUGAUACUUCAGAAAUGUUAAAUCGUGGUGACAAUGACUCUUUGUGCCUUGUUCGUGCCGCUUUCAAGAAUUGCAUCAUUUUUCACAGUUUCAGGAGAAUCUCUGACUGCGGUAUUCAAAGACGACAUCACCGAAGUCAGCACAAAUCGACUAUCCAGAUGGCAACGUGUAGAACAACUACGCCAAAAUUUUUGGCGGAGAUGGAACCGCGAGUACAUUCUUGGACUGCAGGGGAGAUCGAAGUGGACACGACCGUGUAACACAACAACAGUUGGCUCGCUAGUGCUAAUCGUCGAAGACGACGUCCAUCCAUUGCAGUGGAACUUAGCGCGCAUUACCGAAUUGCAUUACGGUAAAGACGGUUUACCGCGAGUGGCUUCGCUAAAGACUAAAAGUGGUGUGAAAAAACGUUCAUUUCAUAAACUAUGUCGCUUGCCGAUCAGUACAGAGGACACUAAAAUCGUACUGACGAAUUACGAGUAA